AUGGAUGAGGAUAAUGGGACAAGAGUGACUGGAUUUAUUUUGUUGGGAUUCUCAGAUUUGGGGACUUAUCAGCUCUCCCUGUUUUGGGGGGUGUUCUUUGUCUACCUGAUCAUCCUGUUGGGCAACUCCCUGAUCAUCACCCUUACCCUGCUUGACUCAGCCCUGAGCACUCCCAUGUACUUCUUCCUCAGACAUCUCUCUUUGUUAGAGAUUUUUUGUACUACAACUAUUGUGCCUAGGAUGCUGGGUGAUCUCCUCUCCUUACAUCCUUUCAUCUCUCUUGCCAGCUGUUUCACUCAGAUGUAUUUCUUUAUUCUCUUUGCCAUUGCUGAAUGCUGCCUGCUUACAGCCAUGGCUUAUGACCGUUUUGCUGCUAUUUGUCGGCCCCUACACUAUGCCACAUUGAUGAACAGACAGGUAUGUGUCAGUAUGGUGGGUGUGUCCUAUAUUGUGGGCAUCACCACAGGUACCAGCAAUGCUAUGCUCAUCUUUACCUUGCCUUUCCAUGGCUCCAACAUUGUUCACAACUUCUUCUGUGAUAAUUUGCCCAUUUUACAGCUGGCCAGUGCAGACACAUUCUGGGCUGAACUUGGGAAUUUUAUUUUCACCCUGAUUGUUAUCAUUAUUCCCUUUGCACUGAUUGUGUUUUCCUAUGUUCGCAUCCUCAUUACCAUCCUUGGAUUAGCCUCUGCUCAGGGACGCCAAAAGGUCUUCUCUACUUGCUCUUCCCACCUACUGGUUGUCACCCUCUUCUUUGGGACUGGGAUCAUUGCCCAUGUGAAACUUGGAGGCAAUGUUUCUAAGGACAUGGAUCAAAUCCUCUCCCUUUUCUACACAGUUGUAACGCCCAUGUUCAACCCUUUUAUCUAUACUUUGAGGAACAAGGAGGUAAUGGGAGCCCUGAGAAGAAAGCUAACAAAACAUCUUUGA
Messenger RNA from Monodelphis domestica (gray short-tailed opossum), 930 nucleotides. RefSeq names its product olfactory receptor 10P22-like. Gene Ontology annotation, cellular component: membrane. Gene Ontology annotation, molecular function: G protein-coupled receptor activity; olfactory receptor activity. NCBI's taxonomy places the organism in Eukaryota, Metazoa, Chordata, Mammalia, Didelphimorphia, Didelphidae. The record is from RefSeq and is a predicted model, not a curated record. Gene Ontology annotation, biological process: G protein-coupled receptor signaling pathway.